CAUGGUGUGUCACCUCACCAAUCAGGAGAGUGGAGAGCGACGCGAAGACUAUACAAAGAAGGAUGGAUAGAUGCUGGUCUGGGGAGAAGCGACUCCACACCAGCCCCCGUUGAGAGUCGAGAGAGUUCCACCGCUCCCGGCCCGAUCCCUUAUCUUCUCCGACGGCCUCGCCGGCCGGAGCGGAGACGGGAGAGGUGCAUGGCGUUGUCCUAUGUAUAUAGAAUCUAGGUAUAGGUUGAGGUCGAGUAGUGCCCAUGUGGCGUAUGGCUGUAUGCCGAUGUGGAGAGCGCCGCCGCCGCGUACGAGCAGCGGCUGGUGGCUCACGGUGGCUGCGUCUCAGGCAAGGCUGGCUGGCGGCCAGUCGCUGCCGAGGGGCGUGCUGCUGGCUCAUCCACCAAUAAGCUCGUCUGGUCCCCUGUUCUGGAGGCUCUCCGCUACUUCUCUAGCUCGUGGCGUCGCCGUGGUGGUGAAGACGAAGAGUAGAAGAGAUGGAGAACCAGAUCGGGUCAGUGCUCUUAUCCGGUGGCUGUUUGGGAGUGGCCUUGGCGCCAGCUACGGCGUUCGGCGGCCGGCCGGCUCCAUCACGUCAUCGUACAUGCUGGCCGAAGGGCGGCCUUUCUACUUCUUCCUCCCGGCCAAGAUGCCUAAAGGGAGGCAGCUCAUCUUCUGCACGGAGUCUAUGGCGUGGUGCCAUGGAAGCUUAGUUGUCCCAAGUGGCAAUGUCCCCGGCGACGGCGAAGUUACGGCCGUGCAGAAGAUGUCAAGGACCCGAUUGCUUUUCUUAUCUGGUUGUUGGGGUCCUCUUUGUAAAAGACAGGGACCAGUGUGUUAUUUGCAGUUAGUUCUGGGUCCGUCUGUAAAAUGCUGUGUACUUCAUGUUCAGUGUUAAUGCAGCAUCAGGGUCCUUCUGGACCCGUCUUUUGUUCAAAAAAAAAAAGAAGGAU
Messenger RNA from Triticum aestivum (bread wheat), 944 nucleotides. RefSeq lists its product as uncharacterized. The transcript has a single exon. Lineage: Eukaryota; Viridiplantae; Streptophyta; Magnoliopsida; Poales; Poaceae. The record is from RefSeq and is a predicted model, not a curated record. The coding region runs from base 71 to 889 and encodes 272 amino acids.